AUGGAAUUUAAUGCGGAAAGAGGAGCAGUUGCUGAUGGGGAAGAAGACUCCGGUUCGACUAGUAACGUGAAGGCUGAAGAUCCUUCUUUAGCUGAUAUGACGCGAGCAGCUUUAUCAAUAUUAAUAAAGAAUGAUAAAGGGUUUCUACUUUUACUAGAAGGAGGUAGAAUAGAUCACGCACAUCAUUAUAAUAACCCUUAUCGGGCUCUGGAUGAAACAUUAGAACUAGAGACAGCUCUUUUAGCAGCAUUGGAGAAAGUUAAUCCAGCUGAAACUCUUAUAGUAGUCACAGCCGAUCAUGGUCACGUUAUGACAUUUGGUGGACAAGCUACUCCAAGGGGUCAUCCCAUAUUAGGAACAGACACCGUACCAUCAGACAUUGACGGUUUCAAGUACACAACUCUUUUAUAUGGAACUGGUCCUGGUCAUUCGGAACCAAGAGCAGUGCCUUUAAAUGGAACAACAAGUUCCUCAGUAGAUGCAGUUCACGCAUCUGCUGUUCCCAGGCAAUGGUCCACACAUGGGGGUGAAGAUGUACCUGUUUAUGCAUUAGGGCCCAUGGCAACGAUAUUGUUCACUGGUGUUGUGGAACAAAGUUAUAUUCCACAUGCAAUAGCGUACGCCGCAUGCCUAGCUCAUCAAUCUCGGCGGUGCUCAGAAACGGGCUACAAUUUCACGAAACCACAGGUAAAAAUACCUGCCUGUGUUCCACCAGAGGUAAGCAGUAUUUCAGCACCAGAUGAAACAAGAAGGGAGGUGUUAAGUGGAAGGCGUGUUGUUGUUGCUUCUAGCGUUAUGUCGGACGAGCGAGCUCCGAGACCCGCUUCAGCGCCUUCUAAGUCUUUGUUUAACGCCUAUUUAAUUGCAAUAUUUGUUUCUAUAACAAGAACUUUAUUUUAA
Molecule: messenger RNA, 900 nt
Organism: Leptidea sinapis
Lineage: Eukaryota; Metazoa; Arthropoda; Insecta; Lepidoptera; Pieridae
Product: alkaline phosphatase, tissue-nonspecific isozyme-like
Exons: 5
Coding region: 1-900 (299 amino acids)
Biological process (GO): dephosphorylation
Molecular function (GO): alkaline phosphatase activity
Source: RefSeq, a predicted model, not a curated record